Molecule: messenger RNA, 456 nt
Organism: Naegleria gruberi
Lineage: Eukaryota; Heterolobosea; Eutetramitea; Acrasida; Naegleriidae
Exons: 1
Coding region: 1-456 (151 amino acids)
Biological process (GO): iron-sulfur cluster assembly
Cellular component (GO): cytoplasm
Molecular function (GO): iron-sulfur cluster binding
Source: RefSeq, a predicted model, not a curated record
AUGAACGGAUUUUUAAGUAUUACACAACAAGAAAGCGUUGUCAAAGCUACUAAACCUUCUUUGAAUUUGGGAUCCAGUUUCUCCCUCUCAACUAAACAAGCACAAACUGCUCCAAUCAACACAACUACACAACAAACCAAUGUCAAGAAGUGGACUUUGACAAAUCUCGAUGACGAUGAUGUUAUUGGUGAUGAUGACUUGUUGGAAGAUGAUGAUUUGAAUAAUGCUAGCACUAGUGAUGAUUGUGGAACUGGUAUUGGAGGAGAAAAGAAGGCCUGUAAGAAUUGUACUUGUGGUAGAAAGGAAGGUGAAAUUCCAGAGCCAACCGAAUAUGUUAGUUCUUGUGGUAACUGUUUUAAGGGAGAUGCUUUCAGAUGUGGAACUUGUCCAUAUCUUGGUAUGCCAGCAUUUGAACCUGGUGAAAAACUUCAACUUAAGAACACUAUGGAUAUUUAA